Molecule: messenger RNA, 2685 nt
Organism: Lipotes vexillifer (Yangtze River dolphin)
Lineage: Eukaryota; Metazoa; Chordata; Mammalia; Artiodactyla; Lipotidae
Gene: PAK5
Product: p21 (RAC1) activated kinase 5
Exons: 9
Coding region: 163-2322 (719 amino acids)
Biological process (GO): apoptotic process; cytoskeleton organization; protein phosphorylation
Molecular function (GO): protein serine/threonine kinase activity; ATP binding
Source: RefSeq, a predicted model, not a curated record
CAGAAAUACACUGUGGUGAAAUGCUUCGACCUCUUGCCAAAAUGAACACUGAGGAAAAAUGAAGAACAGUGAAGAACGCCAACGAAAAGCUGCAGACCAGAAAUAGCCACACUCCUCUGGAGUCUGAUUCAUCCACAGCCAGCAUAAAAAAGGUUUUCCACCAUGUUUGGAAAGAAAAAGAAAAAGAUUGAAAUAUCUGGCCCAUCCAACUUUGAACACAGGGUUCAUACAGGGUUUGAUCCACAAGAACAGAAAUUUACCGGCCUUCCCCAGCAGUGGCACAGCCUGUUAGCAGACACGGCCAACAGGCCGAAGCCCAUGGUAGACCCUUCGUGCAUCACUCCCAUCCAGCUGGCUCCCAUGAAGACAAUCGUUAGAGGAAACAAACCCUGCAAGGAAACCUCCAUCAAUGGCCUUCUGGAGGAUUUCGACAACAUCUCCGUGACCCGCUCCAACUCCCUAAGGAAGGAAAGCCCGCCCACCCCAGACCAGGGAGCCUCCAGCCAUGGUCAAGGCCAUCGGGAAGAAAAUGGAUUCCUCACCUUCUCACAGUAUUCCAGCGAAUCCGAUACCACUGCUGACUAUGCGACGGAAAGGUACAAAGAAAAGAGUCUCUAUGCAGAGGAUUUGGACCCGUUUUAUAAAGGCAGCCACUCGGCCAAGCAAAAUGGGCACGUAAUGAAAAUGCAACAUGGGGAAGCCUACUAUUCUGAGAUGAAGCCUUUGCAAUCCAACAGAGCCAGGUUUCCUGUUGAUUAUCACACACACUUGGACUCACUGAGCAAACCCAGUGAGUACAGUGACCUCAAGUGGGGGUACCAGCGAGCCUCAAGCAGCUCCCCUCUGGAUUAUCCAUUCCAAUUCACGCCUUCUAGAACUGCAGGGACCAGUGGGUGCUCCAAGGAGAGCCUGGCGUACAGCGAAAGUGAGUGGGGACCCAGCCUGGAUGACUAUGACAGGAGGCCAAAGUCAUCAUACCUGAGUCAGACAAGCCCUCAGCCCGCCAUGCGGCAGAGGUCACGGUCAGGCUCCGGGCUCCAGGAACCCAUGAUGCCCUUCGGAGCAAGUGCAUUUAAAACCCACCCUCAAGGACACUCCUACAGCUCCUACACCUACCCUCGCUUGUCCGAGCCCACAAUGUGCAUUCCAAAGGUGGAUUAUGAUCGAGCACAGGUGGUCCUCAGCCCUCCACUGUCAGGGUCUGACACCUACCCCAGGGGCCCUGCCAAACUACCUCAAAGUCAAAGCAAAGCAGGCUAUUCCUCAAGCAGCCACCAGUACCCAUCUGGGUACCACACAGCCACCCUGUACCACCACCCAUCCCUGCAGACCAGUUCGCAGUACAUCUCCACAGCUUCUUAUCUGAGCUCUCUCAGCAUCUCAUCUAGCACCUACCCUCCACCCAGCUGGGGCUCCUCCUCAGACCAGCAGCCCUCCAGGGUGUCCCACGAACAGUUCCGGGCAGCCCUGCAGCUGGUGGUCAGCCCAGGAGACCCCAGAGAAUAUUUGGACAACUUUAUCAAAAUCGGGGAAGGGUCAACCGGCAUUGUGUGCAUCGCCACUGAGAAACACACGGGGAAGCAAGUCGCCGUGAAGAAAAUGGACCUCCGAAAGCAACAGAGACGAGAGCUGCUUUUUAAUGAGGUUGUGAUAAUGCGGGAUUAUCACCAUGACAACGUGGUUGACAUGUACAACAGCUACCUUGUCAAUGAUGAGCUCUGGGUUGUCAUGGAAUUUCUAGAAGGUGGUGCCUUGACAGACAUCGUUACUCAUACCAGAAUGAAUGAAGAACAAAUAGCUACUGUUUGUCUGUCGGUUCUAAGGGCUCUUUCCUACCUGCACAACCAAGGAGUGAUUCACAGGGACAUAAAGAGUGACUCCAUCCUGCUGACAAGUGAUGGCCGGAUAAAGUUGUCUGACUUUGGUUUCUGUGCUCAAGUUUCCAAAGAGGUGCCAAAGAGGAAAUCACUGGUUGGCACGCCCUACUGGAUGGCACCUGAGGUGAUUUCUAGGCUGCCUUAUGGGACAGAGGUGGACAUCUGGUCUCUCGGGAUCAUGGUGAUAGAGAUGAUUGACGGCGAGCCCCCCUACUUCAAUGAGCCUCCCCUCCAGGCCAUGCGGCGGAUCCGGGACAGUUUACCUCCAAGAGUGAAGGACCUGCACAAGGUUUCUUCAGUGCUCCGGGGAUUCCUAGACCUGAUGUUGGUGAGGGAACCCUCUCAAAGAGCCACAGCCCAGGAACUCCUCGGACAUCCAUUCUUGAAAUUGGCAGGUCCGCCAUCUUGUAUUGUUCCCCUCAUGAGACAAUACAGGCAUCACUGAGCAGAGGAUUCAUAGAGGUGACAAAGCUAGAUGAGAACAUGAGAAUAAUUCAGGAGAACUCAAGGAAACCAGAGAACGUGUAACAGACCUGUAUAUUCCAGACCAGCUGAUUGAUGGGACAGUGUGUUGACCGGCAGGGUUUGGCAGACCAGGGCAUCUUCUUGUGUCUUAAACAGGCAUCUCUCCACUAACAGCUGGUGUGGUCAUUUGGAACACGGCUUUAAUAAGUCAUUAUUAUAUUUUUCAGCCUUUCAUCCAGCAAAUCAGAAUGACCAGUACAAACUCCGUUAUGACAUAUCCUAGCCACAUGCAGGGUAACGCACAGGAUUUUCUAUAUUGAAAGAAUACUUUUCUGGCAAAAAA